Molecule: messenger RNA, 3255 nt
Organism: Ceutorhynchus assimilis (cabbage seed weevil)
Lineage: Eukaryota; Metazoa; Arthropoda; Insecta; Coleoptera; Curculionidae
Source: the annotation of a GenBank genome assembly
GUUUUAUUUUUGUUUAGUUUUUUGUUGACUCAACAAAUUAUUCAUUUUUCUCUCGUUAUUCAGCAAAUUUUUUUGGUUUUCUAUGUUCGAAAAUGGCUUCUAAUUUAGUGGAAAAGGAAGAUUUAUUGAUUCAAAUACGCGAUAAAUUACGUAAAGAUAAUAUUAAAUUGUGGUUGCUUCCUUAUUAUAGUGAAACCGAUGGAGUUUCUGAGGCAAAUAUUAUUAAUUUAAGUAAAACCAUCGGCGAAUCAUUGAAAAGCCCACCAGAACAAUGCCGCCUAAUAAUAAAGGAGCUGCAAACCAACUCCCUGGAAAAUUUAAAACAGAAAACCCGCUUCCAAGAGUCCGGCCUUGCGACCCUAAAAAUAAAAAUCGUCGACCGAGGAAAACCCGCCAGAAUGCUCAUCAAAGAACUGAUGCUCACUUGUAGAGGUUCUGACUUGAAGGAAAUCAUUUGCCAAGAAAUUUCAGUAGCUGCAGAUAUGUUGAAAUUAAUAUGUGCAGGGCGAGUUUUGAACAAUUCAGACCCUCUAGCUAAACAGGGGGUGAAACACGGCCAGCAAAUAUUGGCCAUAAUUCUUACAGAGACCCCUCAGCAAGUGGAAAUGCAAGAAAAUCAAAUUAAAGAAUUGGAAACUGUUAAGGUUGAUUCACAAUUGCUUGCAACCGAUGAACAAUAUAUUAGGUUGGAAGAUCAAGUUGGCAAUCAAAUACAAAUCCCUCCAGCUGAAAAAACAGCCCUUAUCGUUGCAAUAACCCUUCACGAAAAAGGCCGCUCUGCAUUGAAACGUCAAGAUUUUCCAACGGCCCUGAUUUACUUCCUCGAGGCCGAUCAGCAAUUCAAAAAUUGCAAUUCAAGUUUGUUGAAAUUUGUAGACAACUACGCUUUGCUUGAUUUGGAUGUUGCCUGGUGUUACUUGUGCCUGCAAAGUUUCACUCAACUUCCCGAAGCUGAAGCACGAUUGAGGAGGUGCGAGCAAACUUUCAGGCAAACUUACGGGACGAAUAUGGAAAGGUUGAUUGCGCUUAAAGGCAGUUCUGGAAGCGAGGCUUGUCUUUUGGCCAGGCUGCAUUUAUUGCAGGCGGUCGUUUUGUAUCAUCAGAAUAAACGGGCCGAGUCUUUGUCUUUGUUGAAGAGCGUCCAGAUUGAAUUGGCGCAUUUGAAGGUGGAUGAGAAUUGUGUUGCGGCUUUGGAGGAAUUGGGUUAUACAACUGCUGAAGCCAGACUAGGACUCAGAGCGACCAAAGGCGACGUCAACAGGGCUGCCAAUUACAUCAACGAAAAUAGGCAAAAAAGAUAUGAAGCUAGAAAAAAAGCUCUUGCCCAGAAGAUUCUAGAAAAAGUAAGGAAAAAAUUGGGCAAAUGCGCCGACGGUCAACAAUACGUCGACCCAAACUUUUUAAACAUUUUAGUCAACAUGGGCUACAACAAAGAAAUCGCUCGAAUUGCUUUGAAAAUGUCCAAUAAUGUCAUAUCGGACAGUAUUCAAUAUAUCCAAGAGAAUCCUACUCCAGGCCCCAGUCAUUCUAGAAGUUUAGAGUUCAGAUCUCUUAUAGAAGAUUUAAUUCCUCAAUUAGUUGAAGCCGGUUUCGAUCCUAGGAUGGCAAAAAUAGCCUUGCAAAAACACCAAGGCGACAUUGUACGUUCUGCUGAAGAACUAUUGGCCAAUAACGGUGUAGUUUUAGGGGAUUUGUCGCAAUUUGAUGUUCAUGUAGAAAGUGUAGAAGAAAUCAGGAAAAAAAGGAAAGAGGAAAAAGAGAAAAAGGAAAAAGCCUUUGAAAGGCUAAAAGACGAUAUUCCGAUGGUUGACGAUGAUCAUUUGGAUAUAAAUUUGGUACAAGAAGAGAUGUUUUUGAAUGAGUAUUUGUCAUUGUUGGAAAAAUAAAUCACAAAAACUAACCCAUUAUUUUAAUUCAUAAUCUUAUAUUAUUAUGUGUUUGUUUAAUUAUUAUUUAUCCAUCUAUAUAUUAUAUACCUACAGUAUUAAAUAAUAUUUAGGAUUAAGAUGUUUUAAACCAUUUGUAAAGGUUUUCAAUUAAGUUUCAAUGGAUGUUCUACAGGGUGUAUUCUUUUUCCAAGAAAUUUAAAUAAAAAAAGUGCCUUGUUUUCUUGGAAAUUGUUCUUUUAAUGGGAAGACUAUUGUUUAAUAUAAAAUAAGUCAUAGAGAUAGCUGAAAAUUUUAGGCUAUCCUUUUGUAAUGUAUAUAAUUUCACUGUGAAAUGAAUUCUGUACUACUUCUUUCUUCAGUGGUGGGUAGGUUAAUAAAACAAAUAAGAACACAAUGGGGAUUUCUGAUCUGAAAGGAAAGUCAAGAUUAUUAUGCAACUAAACUGCUGGACAAUUGUUCUCGAACAGAAGAAAAAUUUUGCCUAACUUCCAAGCUCGAUAUUUUUGGAACCAAAACAUCAACUUCUGGUUUCCAUUCACAAUUUUUUUCACAAAAAGUCAAUGUGUUGGCCCGUAAUAACCGGAGGUGGAUAUUCCGAGAGAUGAUUUUCAGAAGUUUGACGGCUGGCAAGGAAUUUUCGUUUUGAGGGAUGAUAAAGCAUCCCUGGAACAAGCAUAUUUUCAAAUUUGAACGUGAAACACCAUAUAAGUGUCUGAGGAAAAAAUAAGAAAAUAUGAAAAUUUCAAUUUUUUUUUUUCCGAGAGAUGAUUUUCGUAAGUUUGACGGCUGGCAAGGAAUUUUCCUUUUGAGGGAUAAUAAAGCAUCCCUUGAACAAGCAUAUUUUCAAAUUUGAACAUGAAACACCAUAUAAGUGUAUGAAGACAAAAUAAGAAGAUAUGAAAUUUUCAAUGGUAUUUUUUUUUUUCCGAGAAAUGAUUUUCGUAAGUUUGACGGCUGGCAAGGAAUUUUCCUUUUGAGGGAUGAUAAAGCAUCCCUUGAACAAGCAUAUUUUCAAAUUUGAACGUGAAACACCAUAUAAGUGUCUGAAGAAAAAAUAAGAAAAUAUGAAAUUUUCAAUAUUUUUGCCUGUCAGACUCCUCGAAGGUUUAGCGCCUGGUUUUAUUGCUAUAUUUCUUCGGUGGCCCGACUAUAGUUAUUUGGCGCCAUUGGCGAGAGGGCAUGUGGUGGCUGUUAUUUGUACGAUGGUUCAGAAGGGAUAUGACUAUGUUUCAUUGUAUUAAAUCUCGCACUGCCAGAUUCAAAUACGCACUGAUAGAUUUAAUCUCGCACUGCUAGAUUUAAAGACGCACUGACAGAUUUAUUCUUGCACACUGUCAGAUUUUAAGACGCACUGCCAGAUUUAAAU